Perkinsus marinus ATCC 50983 is the source of this 192-nucleotide messenger RNA. RefSeq lists its product as hypothetical. The record is from RefSeq and is a predicted model, not a curated record. The transcript has 3 exons. NCBI's taxonomy places the organism in Eukaryota, Perkinsozoa, Perkinsida, Perkinsidae. Bases 1 to 192 code for a protein of 63 amino acids.
AUGGGCAUGUACGUGGUUGUUUUUGGCUCAGCGGGCAAGUGGGUUGCGGGCGAAGAGAUGACUGCCGCUCUCUGGCCAGGCGUAGUUUUAAUCGUUGUUCGGACGGAGCUGUCGCCUUCUUAUUAUUGNNNNUACGAUAGUAUCCCUUACCUCUCGAGGGGCUCAUGUGGAUGUCCCGGCACCACCCGUUGA